This is a messenger RNA of Manis javanica (Malayan pangolin), 2742 nucleotides long. The record is from RefSeq and is a predicted model, not a curated record. Lineage: Eukaryota; Metazoa; Chordata; Mammalia; Pholidota; Manidae.
ACCGCCCAGGCGGUCUCGCGUGCUUGUCCGGCUUCUGCAGACUAGGAUCUUCCUGCCUGUCUGCUUUCCUGCCUACUUGCCUACCUAUCUAUCUAUCUGUCUACUCGCCUACUUCCUACCACCACCUCGCCAUGCCGGAGCCUUCUCGCUCAGCACCGGCGCCCAAAAAGGGUUCCAAAAAGGCCAUCUCCAAGGCGCAGAAAAAGGACGGCAAGAAACGCAAGCGCAGCCGCAAGGAGAGCUACUCCAUCUACGUGUACAAGGUGUUGAAGCAGGUGCAUCCAGACACCGGCAUCUCAUCCAAAGCCAUGGGCAUCAUGAACUCGUUUGUCAACGACAUCUUCGAACGCAUCGCUAGCGAGGCCUCCCGCCUGGCGCACUACAACAAGCGUUCCACCAUCACGUCCCGCGAGGUGCAGACGGCUGUGCGCCUGCUGCUUCCCGGAGAGCUGGCCAAGCACGCCGUGUCGGAGGGCACCAAGGCCGUCACCAAGUACACCAGCUCCAAGUGAGGCGCGCCAAGGCGCCCGAAACCCAAAGGCUCUUUUCAGAGCCACCCACACAAUCGAGAAAGGGUUUCGAGCACGGUGACCGGUGGUUACGUAAACCCAUUUCUACAUUCUUAAGCUCUACCGGCUUCCGAGUUGCUGGGAGGGGCCCCGCCAGAGUAGUGUGCGCGUGCGGGUGUGUGAGUGGAGGGAGAUAUCGUGUAACUUGCUCUUCACAGGGAGUUAAUUAGUAACGCUGCCGAGGUGAUGGAGGACUCCGUGUGCAUACUUAAAACAUCCGCCAGGCGAAGGAGGAGCCUUGAGCUCAAAAUGUUCUUUGAUGGCUGGAGAGUACAUUCCCGGCUCGUGUGUGUAUGUGUCUGCGUCUGCACCUGAUGUAUGCCUGCGGUUGAGGGGCUUCGGUCGUUUUCCCCAAGACCUCACGCCAACCCCAUAACCCCUGUGUCCUUUGAUAGGUGAGCUCGGAGAAGCACUAGAGGGUGCGUUUAGUGAGGCCUUGGGUGCUAUCGCUCAGCACCGGGGUGGCGCCUGGCGCUGCAUCACCGCCUGGACCAGACAUCUUUAUCCUCAAAACUGAACAUUUCCAGGAGGUUUGCUUGCCUGGAUCCUGAACCCGCAAAGGCAGGAUGUUUGAACCCGAAGGGGAAUUGGAAGCGCUUUGUGCUCUGGGCGGUUGGAAGAGGCGAACCCUUUGGCAGCUUUAACCCUUAAGGGGUGGGAGAGUCGAUUCCCCUUUUUCUGACUCCCCUUUCCAGCCGUAUUACAUUCUGUGGCGCGCUAGUGAUGGAGAAUUCCCUCUUUAUUCUGAAUUUCUGGUGUUUAUUUGGAAAGAACCGUCGUAGCUCGGGAGAAAGCGCUUUGACAUGAGUUCACUCGGGAAAGGAGAUGGUUUUUCUUGCUUAAAGAGGAUUGCUAAUUACUUCCUGGAGCGGUUUGAGAGCUGUAUUGCAAGAACCUGUCGUUGUCUCAGGCAAGGAACUGACGCUCCAUGAAAGAUUAACUGGUCUGAAGCAAUAUUGAGAAGACUACAUGGAAGUGGAAAAUUUUGUCACAACUGUUUUACUCAAAUCUUUGCCUUUCUAGUUAUAAUCCAAAAAUUAAAUUGAUCUACAUUCAAAAGUACAGAAUCCAAUGCUCAGUGCGGGUCUACUGACCCUGUUCAGUCAGCCUCCUACCAGCCUAGAUUGGGAGUCAGCAUCUAAAAGAGCGCUUGUAGACCCCGUCACAUGAAAUCAGUCUCACAGAUUCAUGUGCUUCUCUGCCUUAAUAAUGAGCUCGAAGGAUAGGUUUCAUGAAACAAAACUGGUCUCCAGCACAGAGAUGUUGUUCUGCUAGCAGUGGGUAACAACGCUGUUUAGUACCAAAACUAAAAUCAAGAGGAAACAUGAGUAAUUCCCAGAUGUGUUCCUAUGAAGAUGUGUGUUGCAAUGCAAGAUAAUGCAAGGCAUCCAUUAAUUUCUCAGCCCUUUGGACACCUUAGUAGAAGUGAAAAAAGGCUGCCUCUUCUGGGCAGCCCUAGGCACAGAAUGGGCCCAUUUUGGCCCUCUGCUAGGACAGGAGCAUGUCAAGGGAGAGGCAAGGUGACAGAGUCCCUACUACUGAAAUAUUAGCAAGAAAUUGAAAUUGUAUAGAGUCCAUCCAUGUCUAUAAUAUUGUCUGUCACAGAGAAAAAGAAUGUUACUAACUUGAAGGUUAAAGGGGAUCAACAAAUAAUUGAGAAUGCCUGAGGCUGGGAUUCAACACAGUGGAAGCAUUCUCAAGGGUCUGAAAAUAUGAAGAUAAACGCUUAAACUAAGGAUCUGGAAAGGACUUGACAGAUGUCCAAUCUGCAACGCAUUUAAGAUACACCCCCAUCGCCCUUUUCUGCUACAAAUUUCAAGUCAAAUUGGCUAAUUAUUAUGGAGUAACCCAAAAACUUGGAGGGUGGAAAACUAUCCCUUUAAGAAGCUACAACUGCAAGACAAAGAAUUUACUGUGGGAGGGUAACCGUUGGCAAACGCGUGGCGGCCCCUGAAGGUGUGGGCGUCCUUCAGGGGGCAGGAGUUGAAAGGCCAUUAUCCACCUGAGGGGACAGAACCUCGAACCUGAAUCCGAGGCUGCGUUUUGGCUUCUGGAGCCUGGGUUGCAGGUGUCCUCGUGGUUUGAGUCACCGGUACCGGGAUAUUUUUGAGCCAGGAUAGCCAGGUCCCAGUUAAGGUUUUUACAUCAUACUUAACACAGGACUUGGACUUAA